This is a messenger RNA of Pelobates fuscus (common spadefoot toad), 1906 nucleotides long. RefSeq names its product cytochrome b5 reductase 4. Bases 239 to 1768 code for a protein of 509 amino acids. The transcript is spliced from 15 exons. The record is from RefSeq and is a predicted model, not a curated record. NCBI's taxonomy places the organism in Eukaryota, Metazoa, Chordata, Amphibia, Anura, Pelobatidae. Gene Ontology annotation, biological process: superoxide metabolic process; generation of precursor metabolites and energy. Gene Ontology annotation, molecular function: heme binding; cytochrome-b5 reductase activity, acting on NAD(P)H. Gene Ontology annotation, cellular component: endoplasmic reticulum.
GCUGCUGCCUGUGUGUAUUGUAAUAGGAAAGCCGGUACCUGUUUAUGGUGUGCAUACAGGGUCGUUUCCCCGGCAUGCGGAUUCCACACGGCAGUGAUCAGUCGGGGGCCCCAUAUCAUCCACCUGUGCCCUCUAGGAGCUGACAGAGCCUCAUCACUCCUGGGUUUAUCACAGCCUUCUCCGUCUUUACAUAUUACCCCUGUCUAUUGGGCACCUGUCCCACUGUUAACUGGAAAACAUGCUCAACGUCCCGUCUACCUCCUUUCCUGCCCCCAGCUCCCAGCAGAGGGUGGCUACACUUGGUCGAAGUAAGGUGCCACUGAAGCCAGGACGGAGUCUUAUGGAUUGGAUCCGAUUGACCAAAAGUGGUAAAGACUUGACUGGACUAAAAGGAAGAUUAAUUGAGGUUACAGAAGAAGAGCUUUCAAGACACAAUAAAAAGAAUGACUGCUGGAUGUGUAUAAGAGGUUUGGUGUAUAAUGUCAGUCAAUACAUGGAGUAUCAUCCUGGGGGCGAAGAAGAGUUGAUGAGAGCGGCUGGAGCUGAUGGAACCAAGCUUUUUGAUCAGACUCAUCGCUGGGUGAAUUAUGAUUCCAUGCUUAAAGAAUGUCUCAUUGGAAGAAUGGCUGUAAAACCGAUUUCUAUAUCCAAAGGUACACUUACUCAGGUUAAAGUUCCACAAGCAACAGAUACAGAAUUUCGACCUAGGUAUGACUGGUUCCAAACAGAUUCUGCAGUUACUGUAGUUGUGUACACCAAGCAGAAGAAUAUGGGUUUGGACUUGGUCAUUGUUGAUUAUAAAGAAAAUGUCCUGAGAGGAGAAGUAAUCCUAGGAGAUUUUUCUUAUCUUUUACUCAUUGAGUUGAACCAUGAAAUACAGAAGAAAAUUGAUGUUUGUGUCAGUGCAAAAGCUGGGAAGAUUGAACUGGUGCUGCAGAAGAGAGAAACUAAAGUCUGGAAAACAUUGGGACAAUAUUUGGAAGGACAUGACUCUUUUAUUAAAAGUUUCCAAAGAGGACGUUUUUAUAGAAAAUGCAGACUGGCUUCUAAAAUUGCUGUAAAUUACAAUACACAGCUUUUUUGCUUUGAACUACCUAAGGGCUGUAAUUUUCCUGUUCCUGUGGGACAUCAUGUCUACAUUAAGCUACCCAUUGCAGGUGUAGAAGUAGUAAAGCCAUAUACACCAGUGUCCCACUCUUUAAUGUUGGAUCCUAAGAAUAAAUCAAUUUGUGAAAACCAAUGCAUAUACUUAAUGGUAAAAAUCUAUCCAGAGGGAAGUUUUUCUCCACAGCUUGAUCAGUUGUCAAUAGGUGAUUAUAUCGCAGUAAGCGGCCCUCAAGGGAAUUUUCAAAUGUCUCAAAUUGAAAAGGUGGAAGACAUAUUUUUUCUGGCAGCAGGGACAGGUCUUACGCCAAUGGUUAAACUAUUGAGGCAUGUUUUAAGCUACCAUCAUAGCCUCAGAAAGGCUAAAAUGCUAUUUUUCAACAAAACAGAAGAUGACAUAUUAUGGAGAGACCAAAUUGUGGACCUGAGUUUGACAAAUGAACGGUUUGAAAUUCAGUUUAUCCUCUCUGAGCCCAGUGCGAAAUGGAAUGGAUGCAAAGGACGCAUAUCAUUACCCUUUCUGUCAGAGACCAUUACAAGAAGUGAGAGGGAAUCAAAAGUGCUAAUUUGCAUUUGUGGUCCAAAUGGAUUUGUUGACCAAGGGAUAAGGUUUCUACAAGAUCUUGGCUUUUCCUCUGAAGAAGUAUUUGUUUUCAGAGAAUAAAUCUGUUCUUCCACAAAAUGCACUUAACAAAGUGACCUAGUCAACCGCAUCAGAUUUGGACUAUGCAUUUACUGUGGUGUUUGGUUGUAUAUGAGGAGUAUAUGAAUAUACUUACCAGGAACAAGCAAGAACCUUUGA